This is a messenger RNA of Prunus dulcis (almond), 2422 nucleotides long. RefSeq names its product transcription factor bHLH77-like. Gene Ontology annotation, biological process: regulation of DNA-templated transcription. Lineage: Eukaryota; Viridiplantae; Streptophyta; Magnoliopsida; Rosales; Rosaceae. Gene Ontology annotation, molecular function: protein dimerization activity; DNA-binding transcription factor activity. The coding region runs from base 349 to 2052 and encodes 567 amino acids. Gene Ontology annotation, cellular component: nucleus. The transcript has 8 exons. The record is from RefSeq and is a predicted model, not a curated record.
UUCUUUUAUGCGUCUUGCUUCCUCUCUACUUUCCUCAUCUCUCUCUCUCUCUCUCUCUCUCUCUCUCUCUCUUUUUCUCUUUGCUCUCUCUUCACUCACUCCUCACCUUCUUUUUAAGCUUUUCUUUCCUUUUCCUUCCACAUUUGAGUGACAUACAAGGACCAUAUCAUCUUCAUCAUUGCUUGUCCUUUUGACACCAACAGCCUGAAUUCCCACCUCUGCUUUCUUAUAUCUACUCAAAGCAAAAGAUUUUCCCAAGAAAAUUUCUGGGUUUUCUUUCUUAUUCCUUACUUUCUUCUGGAUCUUCACCUUUUCUUGGAUUGAACUCCAUAUUCCUCCUUAAAAGUCAUGGGAAAGGACAGAACAGCCACACCCUCUUGGAACCCUUCGAGUUUUGGCAUGGAAAUGCAGUCCAAUGAGCUCAAUUGUGGCUCACAGCAGCUCCCCAAUUCUCUUUUUAAUGCCAAUUGGGACAAUUCAAUGGAUCAGAGCGAUCCCUUUGAGUCUGCCUUGAGCUCCAUUGUUUCUUCUCCGGCGGCGUCCAACGCCGCCAUCGCUGCGGGCAAAGGCGGCGGCGACGGAGAAAUGAUUAGAGAACUAAUUGGAAGAUUAGGAAGCAUUUGUAAUUCAGGAGAAAUAUCUUCACACUCUUACAUGUGUGGCAAUAACAGCACUAACACUUCAUGUUAUAGCACCCCAUUGAACUCUUCACCUAAGCUGAACCUGUCAAUGAUUGAUCCACAGAUGAGAGGCAAUUUGCCAAUUCCUGGAAAUCAUUUACCUUCACAUCCAAGUUUGGCACCUUUUCAAGCUGACCCUGGAUUUGUUGAGAGGGCUGCAAGGUUUUCCUGCUUUGGUGGUGGCAAUUUUGGUGGCCUCAAUGGGCAGGUCAACUUGAAUGAAGCUGAACUGGCUUAUAGAUCAAUGCCAAAAAUUGAUUCUGGCAAGCUUUCCAGAGCUUCCAGCAACCAAUCACUUAAAGUUGCUGCUGGAUCUCAAUUGGGUGUUCAAGAAAGCAACAAAAGCUCUCCCCAGGGUGGGAAUUCAGCUCCUGAUAAGAAAUUCGGCAGGUUUUCGAGGUCCUCCACCCCAGAAAAUGCUGAAUUGGGUGAUUCAAGGGAAGGAUCAUCAGUUUCUGAGCAGAUCCCAGGUGGGGAUAUGAGUGUGAAAGCAGAAAAUGUGACCAAUUCCAGGAAAAGGAAACCUGUUGCAAGAGGAAAAGCCAAAGAAACCUCUUCAUCUCCCUCUGUUAAAGAUGGCAAGGUUGUGGCAGAAAAAGAGGAACCAAAUUCCAAGAGAAGCAAAACAGAUGAAGCUUCUGGGAACGAAAAGGCAGCUGCAAAGGCAAAGAUAGAGCCCAGUGGAGGUUCCAAAGCUACAGGGGAUGGGGCUCAAAAGCAAACAAAGGAUAAUUCAGAGCCUCCUGAGGCUCCAAAGGACUAUAUCCAUGUCAGAGCCAGAAGGGGUCAAGCUACUGAUAGCCAUAGUCUUGCAGAAAGAGUUCGAAGAGAGAAAAUUAGCGAAAGGAUGAAAUUUCUUCAAGAUCUUGUUCCUGGUUGCAACAAGGUAACUGGAAAAGCAGUGAUGCUAGAUGAAAUUAUAAAUUAUGUGCAGUCAUUGCAGCGCCAAGUUGAGUUUCUUUCAAUGAAAUUGUCAACUGUAAAUCCCAGAAUGGAUCUGAACAUGGAGGCUCUUCUGUCAAAGGAGAUUCUUCAAUCUCGUGGGUCUUUACAAAAUGCCCUUUACCAAUUAGAUUCUGCAAUACCUUCAUUCCCUUUAGGGUACCAGCCGCAGCAACUGCCACCUUUACAUAGCAGCAGCAUCUCUAGUGGGACAGAGACACAAUUUCCAGAGAGCCCUCUAAAUGCUGCAAUGCGUCAAAGUCAAGGCAUGCAGUUACCUACAUUUGAUAGAUUUGGUGGAACAGCACCUCAAGCUCCACAAUUCUUUGAGGAUGACCUUCAAAGUGUGGUUCAGAUGGGAUUUGGCCAGAUUCAGCAGGAGAGCCUUCAUGGUUCAAUGGCUUCAGCCCAGAUGAAAGUUGAGCUAUAAUCCGCAGAAUUAACUGUAUAUACAGAGAAAUUCCAGUUUGAGUGGAUCUUUAGCCUGGAGGAAAAUAACAGCUUCUCUUUUCCAAUUUUAGUCUCUCGCAUCGGCACAUUGAUUCAGCAACUCAUUCUUUGGAGAAUUCUUUCAAGAAUUCCACAUUAAUGUAUAUCCUAGAACUAAUUGCAGCAAUUCUAUAAGACCACAUUUAAGAUAUAUGUGUAGCAUGGUAAGAUGAGUGUUGGGGGGAUAAAAACUUGAAAGAAAGAGAGUUGUUCAUGUAAACUUCAGUUUUGAUCCAACCUUGUAUCUACUUACCAUUUGAUAAUGUUAUUACUGAGAUUCAGCGAGACUCUUUAUAAUGUUCCAUUGUUCA